GUAUUGACAGCACGAGAUCCUUUAAUAAUAUUUAUUAUUUACUAUUUUUUUAAUCAAGACUGAAUUUCCAAUGAAUUCAAUAAUUUAAUUUUAUAACAUGUGGAAGAAACUGCAGAACUCUUUAUUAUACUAUAUAUUGUUCACACAUGAGGACAAUUUCAAUAUAAGUAUUUCAGAUUAUGUGAAAAUAUGGACUAUACAGUUAACUACAGAACAAUUUAUUUCUUGCCUUAAGGAAAGCAAUCGCAUAUUAAAAAUUGAAACAAAUGAAUUGAUCACAAAUGGGGUAGAAAUGCUUUCACAUCCAGAGAGUUUAAAAAGUGCAGAUGUUUCACAAGUUGGUGAGAACUUAAAAAUAUCAUUAAGUAAAUCAUUUGGUUACCCUCUGAAAUUAACAAUAAUACUAAAAUUGGGGUCCCUCGAACUUUUCUUCCAAAAGGUGACAAAACCUUUAUUGAAAACAAUACAUGAUCUUCAUUGCAGUGAAAAAGAGUUACGCCUAUUGUUGCAAAGCAAAGAUAAGGAAAUAGAGGAAUACAAGGCUGAAGCAGGAGACAUUUGUUUAAGGUAUUUAAAAACUAAAACAUACAAUGAUGUUGCACAUAUGGAGAAACAUACAUUAUAUGAAUUAAACUUUGGUCCUAUAAGUAUACUAGAGAAUUUACUGGAAAAGUCGGUUGAUAUACCUGAAGAACCAAUCAUAAAACAAGAUUCACAUGUGAAAAUAGAGCCCGAAUCACAGGACACACAUCUAAAGGUGAAAACAGAAGUUAUGGAAUUGAAUCAAGAUAAUAUUAAAAAGGAGCCACAUGACUUAUCAACAGUCAAAAAAAGAAAAAGAAAACUUAAUUUAUAAUGGAUUAACUGAUGCAAAGAUGACGUCAAAACUUCAUCUAUGUAAAAUUAAAACGUGUUUCUAUGAGGUUAAGUCAAAUCCAAUUUGGGAAAUAAUUUUAUUUAAUUAAAUUAUUUAUGCAUAUA
Messenger RNA from Pieris napi, 981 nucleotides. RefSeq lists its product as uncharacterized. The transcript is spliced from 5 exons. The record is from RefSeq and is a predicted model, not a curated record. The coding region runs from base 98 to 856 and encodes 252 amino acids. Gene Ontology annotation, molecular function: DNA end binding. Gene Ontology annotation, biological process: double-strand break repair via nonhomologous end joining. Gene Ontology annotation, cellular component: DNA ligase IV complex; nucleus. Lineage: Eukaryota; Metazoa; Arthropoda; Insecta; Lepidoptera; Pieridae.